UCACGAAGCGCGACCAGUGUGCGUCGGUGUGUGUCGGCGUGCGUCAUUUAUGACCACACACACAUCAGGAUGGCCUCGGCGUUGCCUCGCUGCCAUUGUACCCCUCAGACCUUCGCCGCCGUGUUCCUCCUCCUGUCAGGUGGCCGUUUGGUUCCGGCCUCCUGUUUCAGAGUGACAGAAGGGGGCGUGGCUUCCCUGUCCUGUGAGUACUCGGUGCAGCGUUUUGGCUUGAGUCGGGUCUGCUGGGGUCGCGGCUGCGGGACCCUGUGGUGCAGCAACAUCCUCAUCCAGACGGAUGAAAACGGCGUCAUCUCUGAGGCGGAAGACCGGUACCGAUUGACAGGAGACGUCCUGGAGGGACAGAUGGACUUGGACAUCCUUCACGUGCGGCGGACCGACAGCGGGCCGUACUGCUGCAGGGUGGACAUCGACGGGCUCUUCAAUGACAAGAAAGUGAUCAUGAACCUGCGGGUGGUCAAAACUUCAAUCAACAGCCCGACGACAACGUCGCCAACAACAACCAUGGCGACGAAAACAACUCAACUCACUGAGGCGACAACUUGGAGAGAAACCAGAAAAACGCUACAGUCGCCUCAGCUGGACCUUCUAAAGAGGAACAAUGCAACAAUGCUGCAUUCCACCACCAUCACUGUGGUCAACCCUCCAGCGUCACUCUCCCUUCAAAUCAAUGUUCCCGUCCUCUCUCUGUCCCUCACUGUGCUCAUCAUGCUGGCAGCGUUUUUGCUCUCCGUGGCCUUCAAGCGUGGGUUACACAUACCAGGUUUAAGGAGCAGCUGUUUCUCCAGUGAGGAACCCCCCCACAUCAUCUACGAGAUAAGGAUGAGAAGACCAGUUCAGGAGAACAUCUACACGCUAGACUAGACCUUCUCAAUCACAGACUACAUUUCAUUCACUUUGACUAUCUUGAUUAUUAUUUGUUUGCAUGAUGUUUUUUUUGUGAAAAGUUGAAUAUGUGAAUGUUAACUGUGAAUAAACUGACGUGUUUCUUUUUUUAAUGAAA
Nerophis lumbriciformis (worm pipefish) is the source of this 1021-nucleotide messenger RNA. RefSeq names its product T cell immunoglobulin and mucin domain containing 4 (gene timd4). The record is from RefSeq and is a predicted model, not a curated record. Gene Ontology annotation, molecular function: phosphatidylserine binding. Gene Ontology annotation, biological process: cytoskeletal rearrangement involved in phagocytosis, engulfment; apoptotic cell clearance. Lineage: Eukaryota; Metazoa; Chordata; Actinopteri; Syngnathiformes; Syngnathidae.